This is a messenger RNA of Amoebophrya sp. A25, 4209 nucleotides long. NCBI's taxonomy places the organism in Eukaryota, Dinophyceae, Syndiniales, Amoebophryaceae. The record is from the annotation of a GenBank genome assembly.
AUAUAUUACCACGAAGCCGGUAACGGUUUUGCAAAGAUGAUGCAUGUCCUCUGAGCAGACGGGUCGACGCACACCGGAUUGAGGCGACGCGCACUACGCCUGAGCCAUGGUGUACAUGGUAUUAUGCCGUGAAGCUACUACUUAUAAUGUAAAUGCUUGCAUAUUAGUAGAUGAAUGCUUGCUAGCUACUUGAAGUUCGUCAUCAUCUUCAUGAAUUUCAUACUAGUAAUCAUCAAUCUAGGCGCGUGGAGCUACUCCUCCAUCCGCCGCUGCUGGACCUUCGAGUUCCGCUUCAUCGCGAGAGCAGAUGUUCUACUCCACGCAACCGAUAACGGAUUUCCUUUACUAUCCGAAAAGGACGACCUGGGACACAGCCUCUGGCUUAACGCCUUCAGCGCCCUCAUCGGCCGGAAAGAGUACCAGAAAGGAGAAUCGCACUCCACGAGAACCAACUGCCCUGCAAUGCUCACCGGCUAGAGACGAAGAUGCCGGACACCAUGUUUCGCUCGAUGUGGUCGACAACAGAGGAGAUGCCUUGGUCGGGAAACAAGGUCGCGGAGGAAGGAGUAUACAACCACCUCGCAUAGACUUGCAAUGGCUUCUACGAGGUGUAACGGCUUCAUCGAGUGGUAAAAAGAAGGAGGAAGAGGAGCAACGACCGGUCUUGGGCUCGCCGAAUGACGUGCCGUUGCCAGAUGACCCGCCGCGUGUUUCGCUGACGUCGUGGUUGCUCAUUAUGAUGUUGUACAGAUUUUUUCUUGAAGAUCAUGCGGUGGGAGUGGGUGUGGUCUAAUAUAAUCUACAUAGAAUACCGGUUCUGCUAGUUUUAGUUACCACUCUUUGAUAGGGUACGCUUCUUUCUUCAAGAACCAGCUGCAACAACAUUCUGCUAAGUCAAAAGAUCCCACGAUUACCUCCCCUCCGCCUCGCAGAUCUCGUGCUUCUACAGGCCUGCGAAACACAUGGGCUCCUGGUGCGAAUAACUUCUACCAGACCAGGCCAGCAGGUGGUGGAUCUAUGUACUACGACAAGAGGACGACAGUAGGUGGCUCAAUGAAAUUUGUAUUUGAAGCUUCAUCUGCCACGACUCAAGAUCAAGCACAGCAAGGAAGAGACACUACUGGUGAGACAACCACCAAAACCGUGGAUGUGCAUCACAGUACUCAACAGCAGUUUCGAAACUACAGGACGGCGCAGGCUGCAGAAGGUGAGCAGGCAGUUUCUCAACAACAGCUGCAAGGUGCCACGCCUCCAACACGUCUUAGGCUGCAUUCAGAUGAUGGCAUGCGAACAGUGUCAGUGGAAAUUCAUACGGGUGAGGAGAAUGAAGAUCUACAGGAAACAAGACUUGUUCAAGACCGUAGUGAAGAGCAGGAAGACCAUCCUGGUGAUUCUCACUCAUUGACUCAGACAACAGUUGGACAAAGAACGGUCAUUGUAGAACCGUCAUCUGGAGGAUCUGUGGUGCAACCAGUAGUCGACGUCGGGACAGGGACUUACUUCGUGAAAAGGUCAGCAAGUGGCGGCUAUCUUCGUGAACAGAAGAACAAUAGCAAUACAAGGCCUUCUGCGACGAGUACUUCCAGUCCACUAGGAGGCGGCCCGCCUGUUCGGUUCUCAACAACGUCAAGUCGGAGAACGACCGUGAAUUCCUCAACUCUGAAGGAUUAUGCGGGAGGUGGAAGAGAACGAGCAGCAACUUCCUUAAACAAUUGGGUUCGCCCUGGAGCAAACAUCAAGAGCAAUGCCACUCCUUCUCCACCUGGCAAAGUGCCUUCACCAGGAACGCUGAACUUGGUCGGCACCAAAAUUGGUGGAAUAUUCAAGCGAAAAGCGACUUCGUCUACGACGACUACACCUUCGCCUCCAUCUCGGCAAAUGCAAGGGAAUCCGUCGUUAAGAUGAGACAUAUUAAUCAUUUGAAUGCAAAUGUUGACUCUUGUAGUUUGGCUUUCGUCGAUUGAAGUCAAUUCAUUCUUUCAGAACUACUCUCUCAUUCAUCAUCAUCCUCAUCAUCAUCCUCAUCAUCAUCCUCAUCAUCCUCAUCAUCAUCCUCAUCAUCAUCCUCAUCAUCAUUCUCUAACUCUAGCCGGAUCUGUCUCCGGAGGAAGUCGCCCUGCCCACCAGAGUUCGACAGUAGUGCAAGUUUUGGCUUCUCCAGAGCAAUCGCCAGGAGGAGCAUCCUUUGUACUACCUAAGUUUGCUCAGCUCUUUCAGACUAUGGGACGCGGUGUGCUUCGGAAAACACGUGGACGCUCAGCGUCGGAAAUUCUGGGAGUUGGAGGAAGAGGCUUGCCACCAUCUUCUGGAGGCGGCGUAACGACAACUUCUACACACCGUAAUCUUGAAAACCUGAACAACAACCUGUCACCAUCCUCUAUUUCAGGAGUACCACCUCCUCCAAAUCUUGAAAACCUGAACAACAACCUGUCACCUUCGAUUCGAAAACUCGGAGAGGGAACCGGCCUCCAGUUCGCACUUUCUGGUGCGGCACCUGCACCAAACCCAUUUGUUACAACUACCUUGUCUCCAGCUCCAAGGCACACAACUGAUGUUUUGUUUGGCACGAACAACAUAAGCCGUAUUACAGUGACAUCAACAACCACCGCGGCAGGUGCAGAAAGCAGCGCCUCAACACAACCUGGAAGAAUAUCAGAACAGCACGAGCAAGUAGAAGCUGUUCCUUCUGCUCAUGAGGGUAAGAGUUUUUACUGUGGUCGCGCAUCUGCUGUAUCUUCUUCAUCAACAAGGAACAAACCAGAACAAGCACCACAAGGAGAACAGCAAUACAAACAAUCGUUGUACACGACGACACCAGAAAAACGAGUUUCUUCGCGUUUUUCGAAUUUGUCGCCUUACCCCUACAAGUAUGACUUUGGGAGGUAUCAAGAUGGACAUCCGCCAACUACAACAGACGUUGAUGUCGGGUAUCAUGCAGCUGCGGGAGGAACCUCUGCAGGCUCACAAUCACACCCAGAACUCGGUCAUAAACACAUGUCGUUGUACACUUCCUCACCUCCCAAACACAUGCACAUGAUACCAUCUGGAUCUUCUGCACUGCCCAGGAUGUCUGAUGUUUCUACGACGCCAGGUCAUAAUUCUUGCACAACAACUAGGACUCUACUUGGCUUCCAUCAAAGGAAUUCUACCUCAACCUCCCCUCCGAAUUCGUCAGCGAUUGCAGGGCGACCUCUAGUGGAUUCAUCUCCGUACGAUGAAGAGAUGGAGAAGAUGAGCAGGUCUGGACCGACGCGCUUUGAUUGUAGUCCUAAGACAUCGCCAAAACAAGGGCUUGGAGAUGCUGCAGGAUUGAUACUGGGUCCUGGUGGAGGUGACCUUGGUGGAAGCGAGGAAAAGCGUUUCUCUCUGUCGGGAAGAAAAACAACAACUACCAGCAGUGGUUGUAUGAUUCCACCACCACCAGCUGCUUCUACUUCAUCUAGUACACCAACAACUAAACAGGGAGUUAAUCUCAUCAACAAUGGAGGUGGUACCGACCAACACCUUCCAUGUCCACGCAAGAGCAAUAUCCUCCAAGGUCGCAGCCCGCGUGUACAUCAAACCGCAGCAAGCGCAGAAGUCGCAAGGAAUCUGGAGGAGUUGAACAGUAUGCCCACAGGUAUGGUGAUAUCGCCAGUUUCGAGGCUGUCUCGCAAAAAAGUCGAACGUGAAGAUUAGCACUACUACUUACUUGGUUGUACUUAUGACCCGGCUUGGCGGCUGCAACUGGACAACGAGUACGAUCAAGAGGAUCACCCGAUUUUCAAAGACAAGAUUAUGUCUGCUGUCUCGCAAACAGAAACUGAAAACCGGUUAGUUUUUACCUCUAUAGGCUUAGCCCUUCAAACAACACCUUAUAGAUGCCACGUAGUGGCCACAUGAUCAUCUACAAACUGCACCUCCUCGUCCUGCAGGAGUCUUUUACUUGCUUUUACGUAGAUGAAAUCGAAAACUCGGAUUAUUGUUGAUUUGUCAUUUUCAUCUCCCUUUGUUUCUUGAUGCUUCUCAAGUUUGCAUAGACUCACGUUGUUGGCAUGCUUCACAACUCGUUCUAGUUCUUCUUGCAUUUCUUUCUUCCUGACACAUUUUCUAAUUACUGUCAUCGUCCCGUUUCUGUUGCAUGGACCACGAAGAAAGAUGCACGCUUGUAAGCACACAGCAUCUACUAGGACUUUGUGUUUGUCGUAGACGAGUGCCUGAGACCAUGAC